This is a messenger RNA of Colletotrichum phormii, 953 nucleotides long. RefSeq lists its product as uncharacterized. NCBI's taxonomy places the organism in Eukaryota, Fungi, Ascomycota, Sordariomycetes, Glomerellales, Glomerellaceae. Bases 99 to 668 code for a protein of 189 amino acids. The transcript is spliced from 3 exons. The record is from RefSeq and is a predicted model, not a curated record. Gene Ontology annotation, cellular component: BLOC-1 complex; endosome. Gene Ontology annotation, biological process: endosome organization; regulation of protein localization.
UCAUCCCUUGUUUGCUUCAAACAAGUUCCCACAUCGUACACAAGUACACGUCACGCCUCUAUCGUCAACUACCGGCCUCCACCUCUUCCCGUGCCAUCAUGUCUUCCCACUACAACUCCCACUACACCCUCCCCUUGCCCGUCCCCUCUCACAAGGGCCAACACUACCCAAGCUACAGCAGCACCUACUCAGUAUCGCCUCCAGAGACAGAUGAGUCCGUCAGCUCUGGCACCGGCCCAUCAUACAGCAACAGUGGCUACUCUGGCGGCUACUCGGUGGCCAAUUCCAGCUACGCCGGAAGCAACAGCGGUGACUACGAGAGCACCCACCACUCGGCCAGCGGAGUCGACUUCAACGACUACAUGCAGGACCGCUUCGCCCAGACCUUUGACCCCAUCCCCCUCGACCGCAACAUUGCGGUCCAGGCGCAAACAUCCGGAAAGCUCAACGCAAAGCACCGUGAGCUGCUGGAGCUGCAAAAGAAGGCACAGGCUCGUCUCGCAAAGACGCGCGAGCGCUUCAACGAGGGUUACCGCGACGCUCAGGACGUGCGCGCGGACCUCGAGUGGACGCAGAAGAAAGUCUCAUCGCUCAAGAGCAAGACUUCUCGCAAGCACACCAAGGAGUACAACAAGGCCCGCGCUCGCUACCCGUCGCCCGAGUACUAGAGAAUUUCUUGGUACUCUGGGUGUUGGCUGCGGAUUGAGUUGCGAAAGCUUCUCAGCCGCGCGAUACCGACGACGUUGAAGCAAGCAGCGAGCUUCUCCUUUUUUUCAGCCUUGUGUUUUUCUAGCGUCCCAUUUUCAACUGCGACCAAAGAAAAAAGUUCUAGCCUGCCGUCACCACCAUUUUACUACUACCACACAAAAACGCACGACAUACACACAUCCCUGCCGACAAAACUGCAGGAACGAAGAUACCAGAUUCCCGGAGAUUUACUUUGCAUUUGAUUU